Hemibagrus wyckioides is the source of this 3622-nucleotide messenger RNA. RefSeq names its product fascin actin-bundling protein 1a (gene fscn1a). Gene Ontology annotation, biological process: cell migration; actin filament bundle assembly; establishment or maintenance of cell polarity. Lineage: Eukaryota; Metazoa; Chordata; Actinopteri; Siluriformes; Bagridae. Bases 173 to 1648 code for a protein of 491 amino acids. Gene Ontology annotation, molecular function: protein-macromolecule adaptor activity; actin filament binding. Gene Ontology annotation, cellular component: lamellipodium; cytoplasm; cell projection membrane. The transcript has 5 exons. The record is from RefSeq and is a predicted model, not a curated record.
UGGACGCGCGCGCUGUGAGUGGCGACGCUCUCCAAACAAAGGGCCGGGAAACGCACGCACACGCACACGGACACAGGGCUCACUGCUGCAGCAGUACAGAAACACACACGCAUCAAUACAUACACUCUCCUCUCCAGUGCAGCAGAUAAACUGUCCUCAACCUGCAGCCAACAUGACGUCUAACGGAACCAGCGACAUGCUGACCAUCCAAUUUGGACUCAUCAAUUGUGGAAACAAAUAUCUCACAGCUGAGUCGUUCGGCUUCAAGAUCAACGCCUCAGCCACGAGCAUGAAGAAGAAGCAAAUCUGGACGCUGGAGCAGGACGGUGAUGACUCGAAUGUGUUCUUCUUGAAGAGCCACCUGGGCCGCUACAUCGCCGCCGACAAGGACGGCAACGUGACUGGAGACACCGAAGCGCCAAGCGACGAUUGCCGCUUCGUGGUGACGGCGCACGACGACGGCCGCUGGUCCCUGCAGUCCGAGCCGCACCGGCGCUACCUGGGCGGCACCGAGGACCGCAUCACAUGCUUCGCGCAGACCGCGGGCCACGCGGAGAAAUGGAGCGUGCACAUCGCCAUGCACCCGCAGCUCAACCUGUUCAGCGUGACGCGCAAGAGAUACGCGCACCUGAGCGCCAAGGACGACGAGGUGGCCAUCGACCGCGACGUGCCGUGGGGCGUAGACUCGCUCAUCACACUCGUCUUCCAUGAGCAGAAGUAUCAUCUGCAGACCUCGGACAACCGAUUCCUCAAAAACGAUGGCACGCUGGCGCAGAAGCCCGACAAGACCACUGGCUACACGCUGGAGUUCCGCUCCGGGAAGGUAGCAUUCCGGGAUGGAGUGGGGAAAUACCUGGCCCCAUCCGGACCCAGUGGCACCAUGAAGUCCGGCAAGAGCACCAAAGUGGGCAAAGACGAGCUGUUCGUCCUGGAGCAGAGCCACCCUCAAAUAGUGCUGACCGCUGCUAACGACAGGAAUGUGUCCACCAGGCAAGGGAUGGACUUGUCCGCCAACCAGGACGAAGAGAGCGAUCAAGAGACCUUUCAGAUGGAGAUCAGUAAAGAUACAAAGAAGUGCGCUUUCAAGACCUGCACUGGAAAAUACUGGACGCUCACUGAUAAUGGUGGACUGCAGUGUACCGCUUCUACCAAGUCUGCCAACUGCUAUUUCGAUAUCGAAUGGCGAGGCACGAAAAUUACCCUCCGUGCCUCCAAUGGAAAAUAUGUGGCAGCCAAAAAGAAUGGGCAGCUGGCUGCUAGCAUUGAUUCUGCAGGAGAGACUGAGGAGUUCCUGAUGAAGCUGAUCAACAGGCCCAUCAUCGUGCUGAGGUGCGAGCACGGCUUCAUCGGCUGCAGGAAGGUCACCGGGACUCUGGACUCUAACCGAUCCUCUUAUGAUGUCUUUAGCCUGGAGUUCCGCAACGGGGCCUACAGUCUCCAAGAUUCCACUGGGAAAUACUGGAUGGUAGGGAGCGAGUCCUCAGUGGUGAGCAGCAGCGAUACCCCAGUCGAUUUCUUCCUGGAGUUCUGCGACUACAACAAGGUGGCCAUCAAGUCGAGUGAAGGGAAGUACCUGAAGGGAGACCACGCUGGUGUUCUGAAGGCCAAUGCUGAUGAGCUGGACAGCUCCACUAUGUGGGAAUAUUAGAAGCACUCAAGUGACCACCAUUUAUUUUUUUUUCUUUUUCUUUCUACAUAUUAAAUGAUUUUUUUUUAUUUUUUUUUGUUCACCAUGAGCACAAGUGGGUAGGAGAGUGAAAUGAAGGUCUGAGUGGUUUUGGUGGUUUAAAUAGACUCCAAUGAUGAAGACUCUCUCUUUAAAAUAAGCAUAUUCAUAUUCAUACUCCAGCAUUCUGGUGCCAUGGAAGUCUAGCAGUGAAAUGCAGCUUCCCUUGGCCAAAUAUCAGUGUCUGUCAGCGCUAAAUUUCUAGGGGCUUUAUCCGAUCCCCAAAUUUCGUAUCCUGUGGUAAAGUCUCGUGGUUUGUUAAACGAUUCGACUGGAAUUAAAACUGAUCCAGAGUCUGAGGAGAAGCGUUGUACCCAGUGUUCUCACAGGUUUGCUGGAUCUCCUUAGAGACAAAAUGUCGGGUGGGAUUUUUUUCCGCAAUCCCUUUCCUCGUCUUUGCACAGUUCUGUAAGAGCCUUUCUCUUUCGAUAUGUUGUGUUUUAGGAGAAUGUUGUGUUUACCGAUGCCUUGUUCAACCCUGUGAGCAUUAGCUCAUGACCCUUCGCUAUAAUAUUGCCAGGUGUUAGGUGUUAUCCCAUUGACCAGAAGACUAAUGGUGAUAUUUAUUGGUAGUUGUAUGAAUGUUGAUGACUGAUAUGACUGUCCUGCCAUACACAGUUAUAUCCUGUGUCCUUUAACCACUGGAAUGUCCUGUUCUCGGCACUGAAGAUGACGCUGACCUGUUAGUAUGGCUACGUGUGUGUGUGUGUAAUACAGUGUUUAUUGGAUUUUCUUUCUUUCUUUUUUUUACUUUUCUUGGUGCCAUUACAUUUCCCUGUCAGAGAAAACUGUGAAGAGAUACCCAAUACAGUCCUUCAUCUCCAUUCUGGUUACACAUCCUAAUGCCAAUAGGAGGGGGGGGGUGUGUGUGUGACGUGAAUGUCCGCAUCCGAAGGCUCGAUUUGUUGUUAGUGUCGUUAAGAUACGAGGCUGAUGUUUCUGAUCUGUCCGAUCCAGUAUGUUGUUGCAGGUUCAACACUUUAUUUAUGCUAAAUUAAGACCUAUCUUGAUGGGUCACAGUGGAGGAGUGUGUGUGUGUUUGUGUUUGUGUUCACUGCACAUAUGGAACCAGCAUUGGGUUAAUCUGGAAGAUGCACAACUGUUAAACUGGAAAAAAGGAACACACAACUGUUCGGUUCUGUUUUAAUGUAAAAGGCACAGACAUUAUCAUAUACCUUUUAUCCGCAAUUUGGACAAAUAAAGCUUAGGAAUAAUCGCCUACACAAAACUAUAAGAGGAAAUAUAGAUAUCUAUCUAUUCUAACAAAGGUCUAUUAUGAAUUAUAACUAGAGAUAGGACCACUAGAGAAUCAGGGGUGGGACUUGACGAGACCUCCUGAUUCGUCGUUACGUUUUUGGCUCCGGAUUAAAAAUUCCGAACGUUUCUUACUGAAGAUGCUCAGUACGAGAUGUUUGUUUAGCUUUUGUAUCAAAGGGCCAUAAAUCUUUCUGCCAAUUUAAUAAGUAUACCAAUUGACACCGAUCAUCUGCUUGGUUCUGUUUCAGUAAAGAAAUAAAGUGACUGUUAUGGAAAAAUAAUAAUAUAAGCGGCAAUGUUUAUCAGUGCCUCAAACCAGUAAGGAUGGUGCAACUGCAUAAACACCAUAUGUUCCAUUAGUCAAAGCUAGUAACGUAGGAUAAAUUAGUAGAGAAAUCAUAUAAUCUACUCAUACAUGAAGGUUUCUGAUGACUGAGCUCACGCUUGCAUACAAGGGAGUGGUAAUGACUGUGCCUUAUGGUCAUACUGGAAAAACACAACAUUCCACAUCUAUACUUUGUAAAACUUUACUGACUUCUUUUUUUUUUAUAUAUAUAUUGUUUUUUGAUAUUAUGAUUGCUUUUUCUUCAUGUGCCAUGGGUACAAAAAACCUACGAUAAAUUGGAUUAUGAAACUCGA